Parascedosporium putredinis is the source of this 1008-nucleotide messenger RNA. NCBI's taxonomy places the organism in Eukaryota, Fungi, Ascomycota, Sordariomycetes, Microascales, Microascaceae. The record is from the annotation of a GenBank genome assembly.
AUGCUCACCAUUGAGUGGACCAAGGAGGGCGGUUGGUCCGCCCCCAAGAUCGCUCCCUACCAGAACCUGUCCCUUGAUCCCGCCACCUGCGUCUUCCACUACGCAUUUGAGUGCUUCGAGGGCAUGAAGGCCUACCGCGACUCCAAGGGCCAGUUCCGCCUCUUCCGCCCCGACAUGAACGCCAUCCGUCUCAACAAGUCCGCCGCCCGCAUCGCCCUCCCCACCAUCGAUCCCGAAGCGCUGACCAAGCUCAUCGCCGAGUUCGUGAAGCUCGAGUCCCGCUUCAUCCCCAACCAGCGCGGUUACUCUCUCUACCUCCGCCCCACCAUGAUCGGCACGCAAAAGACGCUCGGUGUCGGCCCUCCCGGCUCGGCUCUCCUGUACGUCAUCGCUUCUCCCGUGGGUCCUUACUACCCUACCGGUUUCAAGGCCGUCUCCCUCGAGGCUACCGACUACGCCGUCCGCGCCUGGCCCGGUGGUGUGGGUGACAAGAAGCUCGGCGCCAACUACGCCCCCUGCAUCGUGCCCCAGUUGGAUGCUGCCAGCCGCGGUUUCCAGCAGAACCUCUGGCUCUUUGGCGAGGAGGAGUUUGUGACCGAGGUCGGCACCAUGAACAUGUUUGUCGCCAUCAAGGACAAGGCGACCGGAGAGAAGGAGCUCAUUACCGCUCCGCUUGACGGCACUAUCCUCGAGGGUGUCACUCGCGACUCCGUCCUCAGCCUUGCUCGGGAGAGGCUCAUCCCCCAGGGCUGGAAGGUCUCGGAGAGGAAGUACACGAUGCAGGAACUGGCCGACGCGUCCAAGGAGGGCCGUCUUCUCGAGGCCUUUGGCUCCGGCACCGCGGCCGUGGUCAGCCCCGUCAGGGCCAUCAGCUGGAAGGGCCAGCUCGUCAACUGCGGUCUCAAGGAUAGCGAGGAGACGGGUCCCGUUGCCCUGCAGAUGAAGGAGUGGAUUGAGGCUAGGCAGUACGGUGAUGAGGAUCACCAGUGGAGCCACGUCGCUGUUUAA